CAUCUCGAGAACUCUCAAUUCAUGUGUCGCGACUCCAAUAGCUAAAACAAUCCAACCGGUUUCAUUGUCAUUUUGUAAACAUUCAUAGCAUCAUCGGAUCACAAGCACUGAAUAGUCAAAGUUCACCGACAACCAUGAGCGACAACGAAACCAAGCUAACGCCAAUCACAGUCAUCACGGGAUUCUUGGGCGCGGGAAAAACGACCCUCGUCAACUACAUUCUCAAAGAGCAAAACGAAUGGAAGAUCUGCGUCCUCGAGAAUGAAUUUGGGGAGGUUUCCAUCGACGAUGGACUCGGUAUGUACUGGAUCUUCUCACAGGUUUGAUGUGAUGUGUGCUUCGGAGGGACUAGCAUGGUGCAGCAGGUCGAAUUGGAUGGAAUGGAAUGGAAUGAAACCAAGAAUACGGACGUAGCUAGUUCAAGCCCAGCUCGACAAGGCCAAACAACGGCCUACAUUUAGGCCUUACAGGUCCCUUGUACUCGAUGGAUAGUAGGGAGCAGCAUUCAGAUCGAAAGACGCACCGCAAUUCCAUCUGCGCUUUUCUUUCGGACUGCACUUCGAGGAUAGAACGGAAGCGCGAGAAUGGCAAACGAAUGACCACAAAACGUUAUCGUCGAGAUAUUCCGUUGACUUUAUGCCUGAUUUGCAUAUAUUCCCCCUUCGAGUGUCGGUAUUUUUUCAUAUUUGCACUUAUCGAAUUUCUUUGAUUCCUCCUUUGUUCUCGGUGUGUUGGAUUCCCUUGUGUGCUCGGAACCGGAUAAAAUUAAAACUGAAAACAAUUUCRAUUUGUUGCGUUGCCACCAAUUUUGGUUCGAAAUUUUCUACUGUUUCAAUUUGAAUUACUAUCAACAAAUCCCAAAAAAUUGAUCAAUCGUGGCGACACCAAACCAAAACAAAAACGSAACCUGACUUGUUUGAAACGAAUGCAUCAUUUCCAUCCCUUUCGAAGUUGCCGAGUCUCUGGAUGCCCCCGAGGACCUUAUCACUAUGGACAACGGGUGCGUCUGUUGCUCGGUGAGAGGUGAUCUGGUGAGAACCCUCGGUCAGUUGACGAAGCGUCGGCAUGAAUUCGAUGCCAUUUUGUUGGAAACGACGGGACUCGCGGACCCGGCACCGAUCGUCUACACCCUUCAGACCAAUUCAAAAAUGAGCGAUAAUUACGUUUUGGACAGCAUUGUCUGCCUGGCGGAUGCGAAGCACCUCCCAUUGCACUUGGACGAAAAGAAACCCAAGGAAGGGGACAUCAAUGAGGCAUACCAGCAGGUGGCUUUUGCCGAUAAGAUUUUGUUGAACAAAAUCGAUUUGGUUACGGCGGAGGAGAAGAAGGCACUCAUUGCUCGCCUCGGUAGAAUCAACAACUUUGCGUCGGUCAUUGAAACCGAGAAGUCGCGUUGUCCACUGGGAGAAAUUUUGGGACUCAAUUCCUUUCGGAUGGAAUCGAUCCUAGGAAUUGAUCCUGAUUUCUUYGAGUCCCAWGAAGGAGAAUCCCAUCACAAUCUUGAGGUAGUCCAGUCUGUCGGGUUGCAAUUCAAGGGAAACCUUCAUGCCCAGUGGUUCAAUAUGUUCAUGAUGGACCUCCUCCGGGAACGGGCGGCUGAUCUGUAUCGUACGAAGGGAGUCUUGAGCUUUCAUGGCCAGGGCAACGUCAAAUUUGUCUUUCAGGGAGUCCACGAGCAAAUCAAUUUCGGACCWKCAAAGGAGGGUUGGAAGGAUGGCGAAGAAMGAAUGAACAAGUUUGUCUUUAUCGGAAAAAAUCUGAACCGGGCGGAGYUGACCAAGUCGUUACAAGAUUGUUUGUACAAAGAAGAAAAUAAUUCGUCCGAAURACUAGCAAUCACACCAAMCGUCGCAACAAAUCUUCCAGACGCAACCACAACACUACUAGUAAAUUCGAUAGUGCAACAACAAUAGAUACGAUCAAAUGAAUUACAAUAAUUAGAAAGUGAAACCAACGGCAAURCAUUYGAUCUACUUGUAAUACAUCGGCAAUUCUUUUGCGAUGCAUCGGACGGAAAUUCCACGUGAAUUUUGGAAUUGAUAGCAAGUGUGUAYAGAGUAGAAGAUYGAGAUUGUUAAAUUGUGCUUUUUCAYCGAUAUGAUGCUAUGCAUCACCAGCUUCCCUGGCUAAAUAUGCUAAUUUUCAAGACUGCGGGAUGACUUGCCUUGUUCUAYCUGCGUUGAGUUUGGAACUACAUUGCACUUCGCCAGAGAUGAGAAGAUCAAAUUUUCUUGAGGACUACUAGGAACAUAUUGUUUGUCUGAGUUUUACAUCUCUGCUGUACGGUUUGGGCAAUAAUGUUUUCAAUCUUGA
This is a messenger RNA of Pseudo-nitzschia multistriata, 2313 nucleotides long. Lineage: Eukaryota; Bacillariophyta; Bacillariophyceae; Bacillariales; Bacillariaceae. The record is from the annotation of a GenBank genome assembly.